AUGUGUGACCUUUGGAGAACACCCCCCACCUACAUUGCAUCAUUUGCAGGUUUUGUUCAUUUUCUGAUUUUGUCCUGGUCCUCGUUUGUCCUAGAUGGCUGCUGGCCAUGAAUUUCCCAUUUCUCCAGCUUCAGUUUUUUCUGCUUUGUUAUUUACAGUCUCCUUCACCUUAACUAGGAUGUUAGGGAUGUGUGUUUUUUAAUAAUUAACCAAUAAAUAAAUAAAAAUACAUGUUUGACAGGGACAGGAUAACUGUUUCCAAGCUAGGUUGAACCAUUUCCCCUGUGGGCUCAGAAAAUGUGGGAAUGAAUCAUUUGUCUGCUGCAUGAGAACAAUCUGGCAGAGGAUUCUCCACCUUCUCGCUUCGCCCCUAACUGCCUCUGAUGACUGUGUAGUAGACUGACAAGAGGACUCUAGCCCUUUCCAUUGUACCUGGCAGGUAAGAGGCCCUGCUGAAGAAAAUAUUUCCUUUCCCUUUUGCAAGGUCCCCAGAACUGGAUCCAGAAACAUCCUCAUAUCAUUUUGCAGACGGUAAGUGCUCAAUUAAGGAAGAGAUGGGAGCACUACAGAGCUCCACACACCACGAUUAGGUAUUUUGGUGUUUUUAGUUCAGAUCUAAGCUGCCUUUCUAGCACUGACAGCUGCUGCUUCUCCUGCUAGGUUUUAAUAUGAUAAGUUAUACUUUUGCUUUUUGAUAUAUUCAACAAGGUUGAUUUCUGCAUAUCUGGGUCUUGCUUCGCCGUUACAAAGAAAUCUGAUUGUGCCAAGGGUCCACACUGGAGCGAGAAUCUUUUAUUGACUGGUGUAGGGUUGUCAGACACACAAGACAAGCACCUUAUACCUUUAACAGCUGAGUAAGAGAGAAUUGGGACAGAUGCCGUUCGUUAUGGAGAGAUGAGCAGAAGACGCAUUGGCUGAUGCACACAUGCCCCAACCAUGUGCAAAUAGUAAAGGCCCAGGACCCUAGCUCUAAGGGCAUUCCAAGUCCUGUGCUUGGCAUUUGGGAAACACUGAACACUGCCGUCGAUGCUAGCGCACCUGCAGAACUGUUAUUCCUGCAUGAAUGUUGAGUGACAGAUGCCAGUGUAAAUUAACAUGAAAGGCAAUCGAUGAAAGACUUGAAUUCUGAAAUUUCUCUAGUGAUCUGGUGCUUCCUUCCUCCACUUAAUACAUUGUCCUCCUUUCUUCUGUUUGAGAGCACUUGGGAGAGUUUAGAAAAAUAAGAUGCCAUUUGAUUUACUCUCUAUUCCAAAAUCCAGGAAAGUUGGAUGCAGGGUGCUACCAGCAGAGCAUAGGUGUAUUGCAGAAAGGUGGGUUAAUAUAGAAGCAGGGGCAUAGGAAGGGGGUGCGGUCCGCCCCGUGUGUCAUCCUUGAGGGGGUGACAAAAUGGCACACCGUGGGCAGCAGCACUUACUGCGGGGCCUGGCCUGCAGUGUGCCUGAGCCACACAUCUGUCCUGGGAGUGACGCAGGGGCUUGGGAGCCUGCACUGCCUGAAACAGCAGCAUGGGGCUUGUGUCUGCCAGGCGGACUUGCUGGCCACCCCCCUGGGUGGAUUGCUGUGGCGCCCCCGCCACUCUGGGUGCCGGAGCCACUAGCUACGCCCCUGCAUUGAAGUAGCUCCAGGUGAUUCUCUCAAACAAAUGAAGGGGAAGGCCUCAGGAACAAGCUAGCUUGCUAGAUGAUGUCCCAAGAUGACUUAGUCAAAAGUUAUUUUGCCUUGGACUUUGAAUUCAUCAGGAACUCCUGACUCUGUUGAGACAGAACCCUGUUACUGAUCAAGCUGUUACUAACCUUGAAUGCACUUACUCCAAUUUCCAAGUGCCCAGGUGAGUCCACCUUUAAGAUUGGGGUGUGAAAGGAGGUACAGCAGUGCCAUUUUGUACAGCUCAUUGUCUGUGUUCUUGGCAUUUACCCAGUCAUAUGACCCAAGUAAAUCUGAGACUGGCAAACUUCUACAUCCCAGCAUCAUUAAAAUGUGUGUUGCUUUUUCUGCCAUGGCAGAUUUUUGCUGAAAGGGAAGUACAAGGGAAGGUUAGAUCCUUUCACCCCAAGCACCAUUGGUCUUCAUUUCUGGAGCAUCUAGAGGCCCAGCCUACUCUGAGGAUGCUGGUGUUAGUCAACAAGGAUGAGCUUCGAGUACUGAAGAAAGAGCUGAGGAGCUGCUUCCCCGAAUCUCUAAAGGUGAGAUGGCCUCUGCUCUUUGCCAGGCAGAUGCAGAACCUCUGCUUGGACGAUGAUUCCAACCCAAAGCUUAAUGUGACCACCACCAGGAGCCCAGUCUGUGACAGAUACCUCUUUAAUCCAAGAAUCUGAGGGAAGGGGGUAGUGGUUUCUUUCUUAUCCUUUAGAGCUGGAAAUGUCAGGAGAUCAAGGAACUGUACUCUGGGCACAAGGGCUUUCCAGAAAAUGGCAGGUAAGGUUGGGUUGGCAAUGUCAUGACUCACUGUUGGCUUCAUGGAUCAACUGACCGCUGACAAGGUUAACGGCACGGCUGGCCACAAAACUGACAGGCGACAUUUGAAAGAAACCAGGAACACAUCUGAAUUCUUUUAAUGCUCCUGUUUCUAUUACGUCAAGAUAGCUGAAAUGGCCGUGCCGUGCCCCCUCCCUCUUGUCCCACCAGGUCCAUGGGGCUGUGCUGAACGUGUGUCACGGCAACGCUUUCCAUCAGGAGAUACUGGUAGAUUCCUGGCCCAGCUUCCAAGUGGUCAUUGCACGGCUCCAGAGAGAGGUACUGCUGUGAUGGGACAUCCAAGAGAGGGAUGUUUGUCUUGGUUCUGUGAGUAGCAUCAGCAAAGGGCUUGAAUUGUGAGGACGAAGAAAGCACUACCAGUGGGAACAGAGAUGGUAGAGGCAGGCAAAGCCAUAAUUCCCUGCCCAAUCUGGCAGAAAGUGAUGCAAAUAGCAAUAAUGUUGCAUGUUAGCCUUAAUCUCAAUUUAGUGCUGAUAGCUUGAUAACUUGUACUUAUGCUCUCAUAGUGUAGCGGUGUGGUGCACUGUUGCUGGAGCAGCAACAUGUCUGCCCCAUUAUUUUUAAAGGGGGAUGAUGCACACGUUUACCCAAGGGAGAGUACAGCCACAUACGAAGAGUCAUAGUGGGGAAGAUGGGAUUGGGAGAUGGAGCAUUCCUGGUGCAGGAAAUUCUCUGUUGCCAGGGUGCCAACAACACCCCAACAGGUGCCUAACUCCUUUGCACAAGUACUUUCCACAGCAGACUCAUAAAUGAGGUAUGAGCUGGGGCAUAUUUUCCUGGCAAUGAAAUAUUGUCAGCUGAAUGCUAGGGAAAUGCUGUUCUCUACAUCAGAUAUGUUAGUGGGGGGAGUCAUUUGAGCCCCCUAAAACAGAAAAACUGCACAUAUUUUGCAUAGUAACACUUAAUUGGUUUAAAGCAAGGGUGGCAAACACCCAACCCAGAGGCCUGAUCAGAUCAAAGACCUCCCCAAUAUUGGGAGCAGGAGCAAAAAGAGGGGAGAAAUUAAAAAAUGAGAUUGAUCAUCUGAGGCUGGAUGCAAAUUGCACCUCCAUCAUCUGAAGAGGGGUUUUUGCCGCUGACCAGAUGAGCAAUCUGAUGUGUGCUUUCUGUGAUUGCCUAUGUCUUGCAGAGGGUUUGCUAUGAUAAAAAAAAUCUUAUCCACCUGUUUUAAAGCUUUUUACGCCUGCUCUUUAGAUGAAGACUCCUAGGUGGGCUAGUGUGUGCAAAGGAAUGACCUCUUCCCAUCUUUCCUGCUUGUAUUUGCCUAGAAAGUGCCUUCAGAAAGGAACUAUUUUACCCAGUCUUGUGCAGUUUUCUAUAAGGACCUGGAUGUCUAUGAGAAAUUGGUGAAAGAUUCUGAUGCCAUUGAUUGGAAACAAGAAUUCUUACUUCAGGGUAAGACACCUCAACAUCCAGUUCUGUGCAUGUGCCAGUGUUACUAAUUUAGAAUUCUUUAAAAAGGAAUAUUGUAUGCACAAGUUUUAAGUGUGUGUGUGUGUACUUUUCUAAACUGUUUCAGCAUUGGCAUAUAUAUUUAGAGAAGUGUUAUUGUAACCUGCUCUGCAUCUGUGGAAGAAAAUCUUAGUUUUGGUGCUGCUGAAAUCCUCUUCGCUAGUCAGAGCAAGGUUUACUUGAGGUGAUCACUGUUUUACCUUUCCCAUAAUCAUAUAGAGUUGUGGUCUAUGCUUCUGUGACUUCUGCCCGUCUCCUCUGAGCACCUCAAUAAUCCCCUCACCAUUUUCCACACCCAGGUCUGCAGGAUGGUGUGUAUCAGACAUCUCAAAACCUAGCAGCUGCCAAGCAUUUCUCCGCAAAGCUGGUGACUCGAACCCAGGUUUUUGUUGUGCAGAAACCUUUGAAUUUGUCUUCUUCCACACCCACGUAUGUCACACUCUAUGACUCAGGGGUUGCAGGUAGCAAGCAAUACAAGGAAGGCCGGAGACAUUUGCCAAUGUACUAGUAAUUUAGAGCAUGGUGCCCACUCACUGGAGACCUGUAACAGGGGAAAAUAUGUGCAAGAGGAAAUAAACUCAAAGCCAAGAGGUGACUCUUAUGCUAGGCAGAGUUAUCUUUUCAGGAAGAAAGGACAAGGACCUUGGCAGUUGUAACUGCAGAAAGACUCCUCAAUAUUUCUGAUUUUUUCCCAUAAUUCAAAUGAGAGAUGAUCCCUGUUUUUUACCCAGGUACUCUGCACAUGCCCAAGGACACAAGCAAGGUGAUUAGGAGCAAGCACAAACAAUGGCUGGCUAGUAAGCCAGUGUUUGUGUAUCUCUGUAAAUCAUACAUUUUUGUCUCCAUAACACUCACUUUUUUUCUCCUAGAAAGUAAGGGGAAAUGUCUGUGCGUGUUAUGGAGCGAAUGCCUACGGAUGGCGGGGGGAUCUGCUGCAGUCGUGGGCAGAGGAUCCAUGGUUCCCCUUCCUUCCCUCCUCCGUGGCUCGCUUUGAAACAGCAAAGCGGGAGAGGAGCCGCUUACACAGGUGUAAGCGGCUCCUGUCUGGUUGGCUCCUUUAAAUCAACCGUACUCUCUGUCCCUCUCUCCUCCCCACUUAGCUCGCUAAAUAGCAGCAAAGCUUUUCAGCUAGCCGAGCCGGGGAGGAGGGAGAGAAGCAGAGCCUGCUUGUUUUAAAGGAGCAAAGCGGGAGAGGAGAGGAGCCUUCUUCCCUUAUACCCCUCUCCUGCAUUAUUAGCAGCAUCCUUCUCCACACACCCCACGUGUGUUCCUUCUCCCCUUAAACCCCUCUCCUGCAUUAUUAGCAGCAUCCUUCUCCACACACCUCACGCGUGCUCCUUGUCCCUUUUCCUUCCCUCCCCACUUAAAACGUGGUUACAAAGCAUGGAUCCACAUGGAUCCUCAGGAUUUUUGCAUUGGGCUACCCCAAACUCACCAUCAGAUCACAUAUCUGUGGCCACAGCAUGAACCAUAAAAAUCAUACAUCCACUGUUUCGUUUAGAAUAUUUUUUUCCUUGUUUUCCUCCUCUAAAAACUACGUGCGUGUUAUGGUCAGGUGCAUGUUAUAGAGCGAAAAAUACGGUAUUUGUAGGCUUUACAAAAGGCAGAUACUUAGUAAGGUUCAUCAGGGCCACUGGAGAAGUCCUCUGUAAAAUGGGAAGGGGAGGGGAGGACAUUCAACUGGGCAGGCAGUGAGGUUAGAAUGUAACAUCACUGUUGAUAAAUAUUACAAUAAAGGAUUGUGCUUUCAUAGGGUUAAUAUUCCUGAAACAUUUCAUCUGCAGAGUGGGAUCAACUUACCAAAAGCAUAGCUGUAGUUUAUACUAUUAUGAGUCCACUGGGCUAAUAGCAGCUACACAAGGUGAUGAGCUCCUCUGUACUAAAUCUUUGCUGGUACUAAAUCAGGCUUCCUCAAACUCGGCCCUCCAGAUGCUUUUUGUCUACAACUCCCAUGAUCCCUAGCUAGCAGGACCAGUGGUCAGGGAUGAUGGGAAUUGUAGUCUCAAAAAUAUCUGGAGGGCCAAGUUUGAGGAAGCCUGUACUAAAUAUUCAAGAUUUAACUCUGUUGCAGCAAGUACAGGAACAAACAACACUGGUGGCAUUUAAUAGUCUCAUAACAAUGCCACUCAUCAUUCCCUCUUAAUUAAUUUUGGGAAAAUGUAGCCCAAGUAAGGAAGUCAGCAUAAAAACUGGGUCCCUCACUAAUAACGGUAGGGAAUAAAUUUAAUCAAUAAUAAACUAGCUAGGGCCUCCCAUUCUCCAUGACUAGAAAUCAAACAAGCACCACCAUGUGCUCGUAGAUCUAGAAAAGCCACAGAGGGCUCAGUUAUACCUUUUGUCAUGUUAACCUUCAGGUGGUUGCAGGGCAUCCCAGCUCCAUCUGUAGACUUCAAGCUUGACACUUGGGUGCUGGAGCCGGCUGGUUCAUUGUGCCUUAAGUGUUACUUCUGAAGGUAGGCCUUAACCUUUCUUUCCUUCUUCAGGUCAGGAUCAGAGCUGAAACUCUCAUCCCUCAACACCACUCAUGCUGCCCUGCUGAAUGAGACCUGGAGUGUAGGCGGCAAUGAGCAGAGUCUCUGCUAUCUGACUCGGCUAAUCGACUGCUUCCCUAGUAGUUGCCUUCUGGAUGCUGGAGGAUGUCCUAUCUCUUGGGUCCUGCUGGAUCAAUUUGGGUGCCUGACCCAUGCUUACACCAUGCCAGCACACCGUGGCAAAGGCUACAUUCAGCUGGUGAUAGCAGCACUAGGCAGGAAGCUACGAAGCCUCAAUUACCCAGUCUAUGGUGAUGUCCUGGAAAACAACACAUCAAUGCAGAGAGCCCUACAAUGCCUUGAAGCCAACUUUACUAGUUGUUUUCUGUCCUACGACCUGCAUACACCCAUUUCUCUGCUGUGA
This is a messenger RNA of Podarcis lilfordi (Lilford's wall lizard), 6822 nucleotides long. NCBI's taxonomy places the organism in Eukaryota, Metazoa, Chordata, Lepidosauria, Squamata, Lacertidae. The record is from the annotation of a GenBank genome assembly.